This is a messenger RNA of Arvicanthis niloticus (Nile rat), 752 nucleotides long. NCBI's taxonomy places the organism in Eukaryota, Metazoa, Chordata, Mammalia, Rodentia, Muridae. The record is from RefSeq and is a predicted model, not a curated record.
UGAGCCCUUGGGGGCAGUUCUACUGCUGGCAGGAGGAGGCUGGGUUGGCAUGGGGCAGUGUUUGAGGUAUCAGAUGCAGUGGGAGGACCUGGAAGAGUACCAGGCUCUGACCUUCCUGACGAGAAAUGAGAUUCUGUGCAUCCAUGACACCUUCCUGAAGCUCUGCCCCUCGGGCAAGCACUAUAAGGAGGCCACACUGACCAUGGACCAGGUCAGCUCCCUUCCUGCUCUGAGGGUCAACCCUUUCAGAGACCGCAUCUGCAGGGUAUUCUCCCACAACAAUGUGUUCUCCUUUGAAGAUGUGCUGGGCAUGGCAUCUGUAUUCAGUGAGCAGGCCUGCCCCAGCCUGAAGAUUGAGUACGCCUUUCGCAUCUAUGAUUUUAAUGAGAAUGGCUUCAUUGAUGAGGAAGACCUCCAGAAGAUAGUGUUGAGGCUAUUGAAAAGUGAUGACGUGUCCGAGGACCUGCUGAUGGACAUCACGCACCAUGUCCUAAGCGAGUCAGAUCUGGACAAUGACAACAUGCUUUCCUUCUCCGAGUUCGAACAUGCAAUGGCCAAAUCUCCAGAUUUUAUGAACUCCUUUCGAAUUCACUUCUGGGGAUGCUGAUAUGGAAGCUGCCACCUGGUUCAGCAGCUUCAAGGAAGACUACUGGACCCCUGCAUCCAGGCACUGUGGCAUUUGAUCUGAAGUCUGACUCAACUCUGUCCCUCCUUCACCUCUAGAAUAUUGUUUGCUAAACAAAUACAUGUUU